Entamoeba invadens IP1 is the source of this 723-nucleotide messenger RNA. RefSeq lists its product as hypothetical. The coding region runs from base 1 to 723 and encodes 240 amino acids. The transcript has a single exon. Lineage: Eukaryota; Evosea; Mastigamoebida; Endamoebidae. The record is from RefSeq and is a predicted model, not a curated record.
AUGAGAGAAGAUAUGUAUCAAAAAUUUGAUGAAGAAUUAAAAAUUAACGCUGAAAGGAAAAAAUAUUUUAAUGAAUUAAAAGAAAAAGAACAAUAUGAAAACAAUAUGAAAAAUUAUAAUGAUAUGAUAGAAGAAUUAGAACAACAACAACUUUAUAAUGAUAAUAUGGAAGAAUAUAACGAUAUGAUAGAAGAUAUUAAUGACAAUUUUGAAAUUAAUACUAAAGUAACAUACGAUAAGGAAAAUAAAAUAGUUUAUGCUGAUCUAAGAUGUGGUUUUAGAGAAAAAUUAAGAAGAAUUCAAUUAGUAAGAGAUUAUUUUAACGAUUUAAUUAAAACCACUUUAUCAACUACUGAUAUACUUUAUAAUUAUCACCUUUGUCAAGAUGGAUGGAAAUCUUAUAUGUUAAAUACUCAAGACGCAAUUGAUGAAUUUCUUAAUUCUGUUUCUGAAGAAUAUAUGGGUUUUAUUAAUAAACAAGAAGUUAAUGAUGGUAUAGAUUCUACUUUUUCUGUUAAACAAACUAUUCCAGAACCACUAUUCUUUCUUGAAUUAAGAAUUUCUCCAUAUCAUUACGAAGAAGAUCUUAUUCAUCAAUAUAAAACUACGGGUGGUUCUUUCUUCCCAUACAGAUAUAAAGAAGAAUUCAGUAUAUUUGGAAAUAUCUUGCUAAAGCACAAAUAUUCAGUUCAUUAUUUGAUAAAAAUGGAAAGAUUAGAUUAG